AUACCUCUCCAACUCAUAGCUGGCUUUAUAAAGUCACCACUGUCUCAAAAGAAACUGACCGAGGACAGUGUGGAAUUGCACUGCGAGGCUCUUGGCAAUCCUAUCCCUGAGAUCCAAUGGUGGUUUGAGGGAGAUGAGUGGAACGAGACCUAUGCUCAGCUCUGGGAUGGCGCACGGCAGGACCGUGUCAAAAUCAACGCCACCUAUAACCUGCACUCUACCAGCACCAUCUACAUCGCAAACCUCACUAUCAACGACUCGGGCACAUAUGAGUGCCGGGCUAGCAACGACCCCGACCGCAACCACUUGUCGAAGAGCCCCAAAGUCAAGUGGAUCCGUUCCCAGGCGAACGUUUUUGUCAUCGAACAUCCCACUGUAGAAACCUCCCCAAAUGUGACUUCUGGCUUGGAUGUUGUGAUUUCCUGUAACAUGACCAACCCUCAGUCUCUGAUCAUGGGCCGUAUGUGGAAGAAAGGAGACAAGAUCUUGACAUCAGAUAAGGAAACGUCUGGAUAUACCUUCUACAAAAUAGGGGAGGUGAAUGCAGACAGCUCAGGGGUGUACGAGUGUGUCUUCGAAACAAACCCCCCUGUGAGUAGGACUGUGUACGUGACAGUUAAGCCACACGUGACGGCCUACAAGAAAUCCGAGCAUGGGAACGAGGGGGACACUGGUAUUCUGAUCUGCAAGUGUAACUCAUAUCCUCCUGUUAGUCAGUGGACCUGGUACAAGAUCCAAGACGGUGUGAAUGAGCCCAUCAUCAAUGGCACAGAGCAGUUCAUCAUGAAGUCCAGCGGGAACAAGACGGAGCUGCGCGUUGCUACCCUGGACAUCGAGAAGGACCCGGGCGAGUACCUCUGCAACGCCACCAACGACUUGGGCACCGAUGGCGCCGUCGUGGGCCUGCGGGUUCGUAGCCGCCUGGCAGCGCUCUGGCCCUUCCUGGGCAUUGUGGCCGAGGUGCUGGUUCUUGUCACCAUCAUCUUCAUCUAUGAGAAAAGGAGAAAGCCGGAUGAGGUUCUUGAUGAUGAUGAUGGAGGGUCUGCACCACUGAAAAGCAACGCCCCAAACCACAAGGACAAGAACGUCCGCCAGAGAAACGCUAACUAGGAGCGGGCGGUCAGGUGACGUGUAGCUGAGAAGAUCACCUGGAUGUUUUGUUUUGCAAAGUAACACUAAGAAUAUCCUAGGGCGUCCUUGCAAUUCAGUUACUUCACUUUUUAAAGAAACAGACUUAAGUUGUAGCUUCUAAAAUACACACUUUUUUUAAAAAAGAGCAGUGGGAGGGUUUUUCUACCUGUAAACUUUAGCCCCUUUGUUGCUGGUAGUCUUUGGUCACUGGCGGUCUUUUUUUUUGUCCUAGAUCUCAGUGUUGGUGCAGGGAGGGCGAGGUGGGAGUGUGACUUGUGUGGUGUCUUGCUGACUUUAUGCAGUGUGUAAAAUUAAUCUGGAGAGAAGGUGGUGUGGACGGGAGGGAUUGGAGUGUGUCUGCAGACACUGCGCUUCCCCGGAGUCAAAGUGCAUCUGCCCACCUUCCCUGAUUUCUGGUCGGAGGCCCUGCAGGGAGCUAAAGAGAGAACUGACGUCUCCAUGUAGGUGAACAUGUAGGUGAGCGUGAACCUUGGAUGCAGUCCGCGUGCCGUGUCUUCCCAGGAGCCCUGUCAUCCUGCCCUGCUUUGUGCAUGUCAGGGAGAAACUGUUUCAAUGACCUUUCAGAGGAGACCUGAUCCAACCCAAAGGGGUGGGAAGCCAGUUAUGCACUAGCUAUAAGAGAUACUUUACAGAGCUAGGAUUGGGUGGUGUAUGUGCUCCCUCUCAGGAGCACCUCUCUGUGGCACCAAAGGGGGUGUCUGGCUCCUGGGAAAUCCUCUGAUAUUUGCAGGAACCUCCCUCCCCCUUUCCUGCAAUUGAUCAAUGCCAUAGCUAUUCUCACAGGCUUCCUGUCCCAUUGUCUCUCAGCAGGGCUGCUUUAUUUACCCUCUUAAACAACAAAGACAACUUAGGGGGUAGCUUUUAAAGCUGGAAACUGAGCAAAUGUGACUAGUUAACUUAUUUCACACUGUUUUGUUAGUCUCUUUUUAAAUGUCUCUACACUGGGGGGGGGAGGCGGGGCUGAAUCUUGGAGUGAUUGCAGGGCUCAUGUUCAGAUCUGCCAGGGAGCAGAUUCACUGCAUGUUUCCUUGUGCUCGAGCCAUCUCAGUGUUUCUCCGACUAGGCGCCUGCGAGCGGACGAACGCACCACACAGUCUGUAUUCAUCACCUAUGUUGUUGGGUUAGCAUUGAAAUAUUCCGUCUGUUAUCAAACUUCACAAAUAAAGAUAAUUCCUUUUUCUGUU
Messenger RNA from Chelonia mydas (Green sea turtle), 2336 nucleotides. It is a transcript of the gene BSG, whose product is annotated as basigin (Ok blood group). The transcript is spliced from 8 exons. The annotation marks the transcript as partial. The record is from RefSeq and is a predicted model, not a curated record. Gene Ontology annotation, molecular function: cell-cell adhesion mediator activity. Gene Ontology annotation, biological process: axon guidance; dendrite self-avoidance; homophilic cell-cell adhesion. Gene Ontology annotation, cellular component: axon; plasma membrane. NCBI's taxonomy places the organism in Eukaryota, Metazoa, Chordata, Testudines, Cheloniidae.